AACGUUACUUUCGUUCUUCGUGUUAAUUAUUAAAAUAGUAGAUAUUAUUAAACAAAUUUUGUUGUUAAUUAUAGCUUAUGAUUUUAAGUGUCCUCUUAUAAUAAUUUAUAUAUCUAUAAUAAUAAGAUAAGAUAAUUAGUUAAUCUCAAUUCUUAAAAGAUUAACAUCAAAUGUUUUGAGAUGGAACUUUCAUAUUGUUUUUAUUUUUUGCUUUUGUGUUUUGUGGCCGGUAACGAUGAAAAGGAAAAUGAGGAUGAAAUUAGGAGGAGGAGACUAAUAGAGCAGUUGACAAAAACUCGUACAGAAAUACUUGAUAACUACGAACUCGUUACCCGGCAGAUAGCUACGGACGUAUUUAUGUUCAGAAGUUAUCGGACUGUUUCUGUGUUGAUGUAUCAUGUAAAAACUGACAUAGAAGAAGCUCGGUUUACUAUUCAAUCAGAAGAACUGCAUUUAAAUAAUAUUGGAUCAUGUAGUCCUCAAGAAGUUAUACUAAAUAUCAAGCAUGGCUCCUACCCUGCAGUUAAUCCAGAUGGCUAUGAUUUUCCUAAAAACUUUAUACAGCCACAGUCAAGAGAGGAGUUACAUACAAUAGAGCUAUUAUCAGAUGGCAAGAACCAAACAUAUACAAUACAUAAACCAAAGCCAGGUUAUUGGUUUGGCUUAGUCUAUAUAAAAUGGCAGGAUCCAAGAGGGCAAAAAGUUGAACAACAAGGUUUAGUUGCUGAUUGCCACACAAUAUUGUACACGGAUUUACAAGUUAAAAAGGAAGAGAAAAUUGAAAUAAUAGACUGCUAUAACACUUUGACCAUAGAUUAUCAACAAUUGCCAGCAUUAUAUAAAUGUAUGUCCACAGAUAGUAUAGAUCCUAUAAGUCUGAACAUAACCGUAGUUAACACCGCAGCUAAUGAUUCAAAAAUAACAUUCCAAGUGCAACCAAAUUCAAUACCGUCACAGGAAAAUUACAUAAUAUACUGCAACUUUGAUCCAAGACUGAAUAUUAUACAAAGAAUCGUAUUCGAUUCUUCUCCAAGCUCAUGGCAUUAUAUUAAAGUCGAAAAUAUAUUUGGUAACACUUCAAAUAUAGCAGACUGCGAAUCCUACUACCUCAGAGAAUAUGAUGAACCCGCCGAUCAAUCUAUUAUAGACCUUAUGCGCGACGAUAAAGGUCGAUUUUUCACAUUCGAUUAUGGCCUACCCACCACAGACUUACAAGAUUCAACCAGUCUGGUAAACCUAACGUCCAAUGAAAUCAAAGCAUUACGUUUUAAAGUUAACCAGUUCAUUGAUAUCGGUGGUACAUUAGCCAUUGAAGCUAGUCUCUUGAUGAGUUUGAAAUACUAUAUGGGGUAUAAGAGAGAGUUGAAAAAGGGCUCGCUGCUAGCGUUUACUGAGGAUAACCAAUUCUUCAAGGCCGUGAUUUGUAUGGACAUUGGUCAUCCUAGUAUACCAUUGAAGACUGGACACUGUAAAUUUAAUGAUAGAGUUCAGCCAGCAUUGUUUGUUUUAAAUAGUACGGAUUCAGAGUCGAUUUACGAGAAAAUUCUUAUCCCUUAUCCGGAUAGUGGGAACUGGUAUUUAACGUUUAGGCUGUUUUGUGACGAAGUUGUGUGCCCCUGUCGAACUUCAGACAACGGGACUAAAUACUACGUCGACUCUCCAACUUCAGAGACAGACAGCUCUGUAGAAUCGAACACGCUUUCGAAUAUAACGAGAGAAGGUGAAACCGAGUGCAAUGCGACUAUAGUUUUGUCUAUAUCGUCUACUUCGUGUCUAAAUGGCAGGUGCAGUAACCAUGGCAACUGUGGAUUGAAUACUUUUGGGGGUAUGGUGAUGUCAUACUGUUCGUGUUCAGCAGGAUAUGGAAGUUGGGACUGCUCAGACGAUUCAAGAAUGGACAGUAAAGUGUACAUGUUAGUGUCCAUACUACUUUUGACACUUAGCAACAUUCUCUUCAUGUUCUCGAUUUACGUCGCCUGCAUACGAUACUACUACACCGAAGCCAUGAUGUAUGCGUUUACGAUGGUGUUUUCAACGUUCUACCACGCUUGUGAUGCGCCUGCGCAAGUUGCGCUUUGUAUUAUAAGGGGGAACAUCCUACAAUUUGGUGAUUUUUACUGCGGGUUAAUGUCUUUUUGGGUCACUCUUCUGGCUAUGAGCAUUAUCGGUGAUAAACUCAGAUCAACAUUUCAGCUAACUGGAGCGAUCCUUAUCGCUCUCCUGACCACGUGGAACAUGCAUUCGUUUGUUGCUUUUUUGUUGCCAGUUGCGAUCGGUGUUACCAUUUUAUUAGCGUCGUGGUAUACAGACUAUAGUAAGACGCAUUGUAUGCGUUAUCCUAAGACGUAUUAUUCUAGGCACCUGCCAUUUGGCAUAGUUCUAGUCUCAGUUGGUUUGGUCUGCUACGCGUUUUUGCAGACAGAACAAAAUUACAAAAUAGUACAUUCUAUAUGGCAUAUGAUUAUAGCGAUUAGUGUUGCAUUUCUGUUGCCAGAUGUGAAAAGGGAUGAUAUGAAUCCGUUCGUUCCGAGCUCGGGGUAUUGCUGGCAGCCGAUUUGUAAUGUUUUUAGGAGAGUCAGGAAUCAUUAAUGCAUUUAAUUAUCGACCAAAUUCAUUUAUCAUCUUAAUCUAAAUCUUAAAUACGCAAAACGUUUUUGUUUAUAGAAGAUGAUGAUUACUAUCAUACCAAAACUUCCUACUAUAGUCGACUCGUUUGAACUGAGGCUUCGGGUCAGAAAUCAUAUAGUCUGUCUCGCUCGCACUUAUAGGCCUUAUGGAGAAAAGAUGUACGUAAGAAUUUUAGAGGUGCAUAUCGAUAAAGGGAUAGGUACGAUGCUAAAUAUUUAUGUAUUAAACCACAUAGAAAAAUAAGUUCUCCAUUGGGCGUUUUGCAUAAUUAAGCGUUAGUAUUGAGUGUCAUAACGAAAAUCUUAUAUUUAUAGAAAAAGAACUGCCCUUAUGUGACGACCUAUCAGGAGUCAGAGUGCGUACGAGUUAAUUAUCGUUGACGGGUAGCAUUGCGUGGUAUUUCCUGAGACCUACUGUCAGUAGCCGCAUCCACACGACACACACACACACACACAUCGUUUAAUGUUUUUGACCGACGACUCAGUUUAAAAUGCGUCGACUGUAGCUACGACAAUCAGGGUUAUUGACGAUUCAAUAAUUCAACAACUUAACUUGAUCACCAAUGCUAUUGACUUAUUAAAUAUAAUAUUUUUUGAAUUGUUUAAUGGUUCAUGGCCCUACUGAUUGUAAGUAUUGGUAAUAUCCACCUAUAAAUAGUGUAACAGAGAAGAUGUUAUACAAAAACGAACAAAUCACAACAUUUGAAAGAAAAGUUUAUUUGGUCGAAACGAGUCUUUUGGAAACGAUUUUGAUAUUUAUAUAAAUCAUAGUAAUGUAAGCAUAAUAGGUAAUGCCAUUUGAAAUGUUAUAAUAGUUAUAAGUAAGAAGUGAAAACUAACCUAGUCAAUGCAAAAACAUCAAACAAAUAUUAUUGUGAUAUUGUAUCAUAUACACUUUCAUACGACAAUAUAUAAAAGUAUAAAAUAGUACAUAUGUAUAUAGAUUUAUUAUACACUAGAACAAGUUUUUUUUUGUGGCCGGGGUAAACUACGUGACAAACAUGCGUCGUGACAAACAAAUUUAUAUUCUCUUUUACUCUUCACACGAAUUCUAUAAUUGCGCUUCGGUUUAGUACCAAAUCACAAAUAAAAAUAUUGUCUAUUACAAAAACUACACAAUUUAAAUAUAUGUUUGUGCUAAGUUGCAUCUGUCUAUGGCUGUUAGAGUUUGAUAAAACAUCGGUAGUAGGUUUUGUUUGCGACUGAGUCGCUGAUCGCCUUGUUUGUCUGAGUCAUGCCUUUGUCACGUUAGAUGUAAACGUGUUUGGCACGCUCAAUUACUGUAAAUAUCGGUGCAUAAUUGGACGAUUAAACUGGAUUGCGCGAACUAUGUGUGCUAUAAUUAAUUGAUUGAUUUCUAAAGAAGCCGGUGGUUUUCCGGCCCGCAUUAUUAUUACUCAGCUCGGAAUUGCCAUAUAGUUUAAUUGUUAAAUAAAUUUAUGUUACAUAUUAUACAAUUUUAUAGAUAUCUUUAAGCAUAUUGUAUUUUUGUGCAGUAAUUUCAAUACUCAUCCUUAAACCGUCAAAAAUACUAGGUAACUUUUAUGUAUCUUAUUACAUUGAGAUUAUACUACAUGGAAUGCCAUGCAUUCUAGAUAAGAACAUGUAUUUUGAACUCUUUUCCAUAUAUAUCAGGGUUCAUCCUAGUUCCGACUUACAAUUGCUAACUUGGGUGCCUUAUACUGUUCAAUUUCAUCUAUUAUUUACAUAUUACUAAUUUUAAAUGUAAAGUAAUACAUUUACACAAAGAUAUCUAGAUUUUAAAUUUAGCCGUGCUUCAAUAAUAUAAUAGGAUUAGCCCGAGACUUGUCAUCAAGUAGUUAAAGAAUCAAGGCGUAAAUGUUUUAUUUUUAAGUAAAAAAAAAAAAAAUUAACUACGAAAAAAAAAUUUUUUCUCCAACACGCCAUAACGUUGGAAGUAACUUAUAUCAAAAUAUUUAUUUACAUUUAUACUUCACAAAUUCACACUUCACUACUUCACAGUGUAGGCUACAUUUAAAAGAAACUGAACACAAAAUGUAGAUCAAAUGUGCAUAAAAAGCUAAUAGUUGAAAUCAGUAUUAUUCAUAUAUUGAGAUUAUAGAAAUACUUGCGUACUUGAACACGGAAAUCUAUCAUUAUAAACUAUGGUAUGAUUUCGAUAGUUAUUUGAUUAAUUAUUUAACAAAGAAUUCUGUUCCCUUUAAAAUUUGUCAAAAUAGUUUAGGCAGCUCAUUUCAAAUCUGGUUGGGGUUUUACUAUUAAUAAUUUUGUUUAAUUACCAUUUAUACAAUAAGGUUAUUAUAAAUUUUGAUAUAUAAUUAAAAUAUGAAAGUAUCAUGCUAUUCAUGUAUAUGCAAUUAAUUGAAAAUUAAGACUAUGCACAAGACUUGAAUUUAUCCUGCUCAAUUGCAUUGUCUGGAACUUGGCAUUUUAAAAUUUUAUAUUUUGAUGCAUGUUAUAGGAAAGAAUUAAAAACCUAUUUAGAUUAUACAGUCGAGUGAUACCUGGUUCAUAGUUUUGCAUUUAUAAAAUAUAUAAUUGAUGACAAGGUGA
Molecule: messenger RNA, 5162 nt
Organism: Pieris rapae (cabbage white)
Lineage: Eukaryota; Metazoa; Arthropoda; Insecta; Lepidoptera; Pieridae
Product: post-GPI attachment to proteins factor 6
Exons: 4
Coding region: 181-2589 (802 amino acids)
Cellular component (GO): plasma membrane
Source: RefSeq, a predicted model, not a curated record